This is a messenger RNA of Humulus lupulus (European hop), 1629 nucleotides long. RefSeq names its product ACT domain-containing protein ACR10-like. Lineage: Eukaryota; Viridiplantae; Streptophyta; Magnoliopsida; Rosales; Cannabaceae. Bases 153 to 1451 code for a protein of 432 amino acids. The record is from RefSeq and is a predicted model, not a curated record. The transcript is spliced from 6 exons.
AGCAGAACAGGAAAAAGACCACUAUACCCCUCCUCUGCUUCCUGUGAGCUCAACAAUCCGACUAAACAAAACUACCUUUAAGACUAAAGAAUCGAAGAAUACCCACCUGCUUUUCCUCGCUUUCUCCAUCAAAUUUCCCAGAGAAUAUAUAUAUGUAUGUGCAUAGAAGAGAGAGAGUAGGAAGUGAAUUGGGUGAUAAGAAAAUGGGCAUUUUGCACGAGGACGUGGUCCUCGUUAAACGGGAAAAAGAAGGCGAUCCCACUGUGAUUACUGUUAAUUGCCCAGAUAAAACUGGUUUGGGGUGUGAUUUAUGUAGAAUUAUAUUGAUCUUUGGGUUGAGCAUUUGUAGAGCAGAUUUUUCAACGGAUGGGAAAUGGUGCUACAUGGUGUUCUGGGUGGUGGAAAAGCCCAACACAAAAUGGAAUUUGUUGAAGAACAGGCUUUUAGAAGUGUGUCCUUCUUACUUUUCCACUUCUGAAAUGGAUUAUUACCGGCCUCAAAACCAGCCGCCAAGGCCACCAGAUGUGUUUCUCUUGAAAUUCUGGUGUACUUAUGAUCGAGAAGGCCUAUUACAUGAUGUCACUGAGGUUCUCUGUGAGCUAGAGUUAACAAUUAAGAAAGUGAAGGUAUCCACUACCCCAGAUAGGAGAGUGAUGGACCUCUUUUUCGUUACAGACACAAGAGAACUUCUUCAUACGAAAAAGAGAAAAGAUGAAACAAUUCAUCAUCUGAAAGCCUUUCUAGGGGAUGCCUUAAUCAGUUGCGAAAUUGAUGUGGCUGGUCCAGAACUUACCGCAUGUUCACAGGGUUCUCCAUAUCUUCCUUCUGAUAUCGGUGAAGAAAUGUUCAGUUUAGAGCUUCCAGGGGAAAACAUUAAUGGAUGUCCCGCCUCUAAUUCGAUUUCAGUCACAAUGGACAAUAAGCUCAGCCCUUCUCACACACUUGUUCAAAUCCUCUGUCAGGAUCAUAAAGGUCUCAUCUAUGAUAUCAUGAGAACCCUAAAGGAUUACAACAUUCAGAUUUCAUAUAGCCGAUUCUUUGCAAAUCCAAAAGGGAACUGUGAGAUGGACUUGUUUAUAAUGCAAGCUGAUGGCAAGAAGAUUGUUGAUCCCAGCAAACAAAACUCAUUACUCUCUCGCUUAAAAAUGGAGCUUCUGCGUCCACUUAGAAUAGCUGUGGUGAGCCGUGGCCCUGAUACUGAACUGGUGGUAGCUAAUCCGGUGGAGUUGUCCAGCAGGGGCCGUCCUCUUGUGUUUCAUGAUAUUACUCUUGCUCUCAAACUUCUCAACAUGCGGAUUUUCUCAGUUGAGAUUGCUCGACACAUAAUCCAUGGCCGAGAGUGGGAAGUGUACAGAAUUCUGCUCGAUGAAGGGUUCGGAUUCUCUCUGCCAAGGAACAAGAUUGAAGCCAGCGUAAUAAACAUUUUGAUGGGUUGGGACAAAAGAAGAUGAGUUUGUUUCUCUUCCACUAGUGUACAGUCCAAUAUCCUAAUUCAACCUUUUUGAGUCUUAUGUAGUGCGCAUUCUAGAAACUAACCAACGAAUUAAGCAGUAAUCAUGAAACGGCUUAGUGUAAAUGUAAAUGCUCUUUAUGCUGAUUAUACAAAAAAAAUUAAUUAUUAUUAGUUUA